AUGAAAAAGAAGAAGAAGAAGAAGAAGAAGCAAAUACCCGACCGAGAGGAGCAGAGAAACUUCUCGAUGCAAUACACCUCACGGAAGAAAAAGAAGAAAAAGAAAAACCACCACCACCAAUGCCAGCGGCUCCUGCAGGGCGUCUCAGCACAUCGACGCCGCCACAAGAAUAUCCAAGAGAAGAAGACCAGGACGGACUCCGUCCUACGCGGCGAAACACACAGAAACUCUUCUCCCCCGCCGAGGGGCGCAUGCAAGCCCCGGCGCCGCCGGCAUCAGCCCCAACGCCUGCACCACCCUCCUCUGCAUGCUGGGAAGGGAGCCGAGACGGCACUGGGGUGCGGCGGAGGCCUCCAGAUCCACAGGAAGCUCUCAGGCCCACCACCCAACUCCCUAGACGGUGGCCUGUCUGCAUCAGAAGAGUAG
Molecule: messenger RNA, 426 nt
Organism: Eimeria mitis
Lineage: Eukaryota; Apicomplexa; Conoidasida; Eucoccidiorida; Eimeriidae
Exons: 1
Coding region: 1-426 (141 amino acids)
Source: RefSeq, a predicted model, not a curated record